This is a messenger RNA of Cadophora gregata, 2722 nucleotides long. RefSeq lists its product as uncharacterized. Gene Ontology annotation, biological process: transmembrane transport. Gene Ontology annotation, molecular function: transmembrane transporter activity. Lineage: Eukaryota; Fungi; Ascomycota; Leotiomycetes; Helotiales; Ploettnerulaceae. Bases 548 to 2449 code for a protein of 633 amino acids. The transcript has 4 exons. The record is from RefSeq and is a predicted model, not a curated record.
UAUGAUUCAUAAAUGAUCAACAUCCUGAAAACUAACAUCAAGCAAAAUGUAGUGCUGUUCUUCAAGUACACAGCAUGAGGCGUAAUUGAUAAGCAGCACGUGAGUACAGCGAUAACGGCGUACUUUGGCCGUCUCACCGCCAAUCACGAAGCUGCACAGCCCACAGCGGGGUAAUAUUUGCCAAGACAAUGUCAUGAAGCGAGCUAUCGGAAUCAGUUUGCCGUCUGAUCCAUGUGCAGAUGCAUUUUCUUUCGUUGUCGCCGUCGAAUCAUAAUGUUCUGUUUGGCAUGCAGGGCAUGGGACCAGCAUAGCGUGUAACUCGCAUAGCUUCCGUCGGACUGACUCAAGGUCCAGCCUCCAACUUCUUCUGACCACUCCACUCUUCAAUCUUCAUCAUUGCUGUUUAACCAGCUAUCACUGCUAUUUAUUUUCGCUGUAUAUAUUAUCUACCCACGUUCUCGUGGCCUUCCAUGCUCGCCUCGGAGAUUCAGCAACGGUACGAUAGUCAAGUGUUGGAGGUUGAGAAGGCUUUGUUACCUCCUUCAAGAUGGUGAAAAGAAAAGCACGUGGACCAGUGAAGCUUCCUGCUAAGCAACUUGCAAUUCUUGCGAUAUGUCGAUUUGCAGAGCCGGUGGCCCUAACUUCGGUCUUCCCAUAUUUACCCGAAAUGAUAGAAAGUUUUGGAGUUGAAAAGAAACAUGUUGCUUGGUGGGCUGGAAUGACAUCCGCUGCCUUUUCACUCUCGCAAUGCGUUACAGCUGUCAUCUGGGGACGAGCUUCAGAUAGAUUUGGCCGCAAACCGACGAUUCUGACUGGCCUCACCUUGACCAUGAUCUCGUGCUUAAUCUGGGGGAUGUCUUCCAGUCUACCGAUGGCGAUUGUCGCGAGAUCAUUUGCAGGUGGAUGCAAUGGAAAUGUUGGCAUCAUCCGCACGAUGGUUGCCGAAAUGGUUCCUGAAAAAGAACUUCAACCCAGAGCAUUCUCAAUCAUGCCUCUAGUCUGGACGCUCGGUUCUAUCUUUGGGCCAUCAUUUGGAGGGUUCUUCGCUAAGCCAGCCGAAAACUUGCCCGCAUUGUUUGGAAAAAACAAAUUUCUGACUAGGUUCCCAUUUGCUCUGCCGAACUUGAUCGCCAGCGUCCUGUUCCUCCUUGGAAUUACGACUGGAAUAUUGUUUUUAAAGGAAACUCUCGAGACUAAGAGGCACCAAAAAGACUAUGGUCUUGCGCUUGGAAAGAAGCUCACUGCAGCAGUCAAAGCUUGCUUUCGCUUCAGUAAACCACAUCCCAAACCAUUUCGUCGGGCUUCAGGAACCUGCGACGAAUCAUCAGCCUCCCUUCUCCGUCCAACAUCGUCCGCUGGGUCCGACUCCUCAAGAUACGACUCCUUUACUCCAAAAGAUACCAAACCACCACUCCCCCGUCCCACCCUCGUCGAAGUCUUCACUCGGCAAUCAGUCAUCAAUCUCAUCGCAUACACAUUCCUGGCUCUCCACGCAGUGGCCUACGAUCAACUUCUCCCCAUCUUCCUCCACACUCCCCGCCAAACCCCUGAUUCCACCAAUACACACCUCCCAUUCAAGUUCUCGGGUGGAUUCGGGCUAGGAUCCAGCAGGAUUGGCACCUUGUUCACAGCUUACGGCUUCGUCGGCUGCUUCAUCCAGUUCCUGAUCUUCCCACCAACGGCUCGCAAAUUCGGAGUUUUGAACUGCUUCAAAUGUUGUGCAGUCAGCUUCCCGCUCAUCUGCAUCGCUACACCCUACACAGCACUCAUCCAAAACAGCGCUUUACAGCAAGCCACAAUGUUCGGUAUCAUGAUCAUCAAGUCAUUCGCUGUCAUUUUCGCUUUUCCGUGCUCCAUCAUCCUGCUCACCAACUCCGCUGUUUCACUUAGAAUUCUGGGGACGCUGAACGGAUUCGCUGUUUCGAUCAGUGCAGUUGGUCGAGCUAUCGGACCUGCUCUGGGUGGAGCGGCUUUCACUUGGGGUAUUGAGAGGGGCUAUGUCGUCACGCCGUACUUCAUGCUCGCCAUCAUCUCCUCAAUCGGCGCGAUACCAAUCUGGUAUCUCGUCGAGAUGCCUGGCUUCAGCAAGGCCGAUGACAGCAGCGACACCGAGGAUGAUGAUGACGACGACGAAGAAGCUCUACUCCCAACAGUAGAUGAAGACAUCGCGGGAGAGAUAUUAGAAGGCGAUGAGGUUAUCUUUGAAGAAGACGAUAACCUGACGACGAUAUCUGGACCGUUACUUAGUGGUACUAUGAGGUCGAGGAAAAACUCUGAUGGUGAGAGGAGUCUUGCCGUGCCCAGGAGGGGUACUGGGCUGGAAAGAAGGAUGAGCAGUCCGAUUGGCAUCAGAGGAGGGAGUGUUGGACCUGGAGGUGGGAGACGAUUGAGUAAUGGCUUGGCAGCGAGUAAUAUGGGGGUUGGUACUGGAGGGACGAGCUUCACAUGAGCGGAUGCCAUGAGCAGCAUCUUUGGCAUAUACACGGUGCAUUUGAAUUGCAUGUCUGGUGUUUGUUUAGAUCUAUGGCAUGACAUAUACAAGGAUUGUACUUUAAUGCAUGUGUUUAAUUGCAAGCUACACUUUAUUUGACGUCGCAAGCCCCACUUGCCAUGUUCCAGUUACAAGACGCGUGAGUGCUCUGGCUUCCCCGGAGUCUUCACCGUGUUUCGAGUAACCGAAAAGAUGUAUGUGGUAGAGAGAAGUUCGGAAUCAGGCUCUUUG